GUUGAAGCUUAUUUACGCCUUGUCUCUCGCCACCAUGGCUGACGAAUUCUUCAUAGGAGUAGAGCCUUUCCUAUUCAAAAUUUGCGGUGGUCCAGUGCCCCAAUACUACGAGAAUACGAACAAACGACUUCAAGACCUCGCGAAUGUAUAUGCCGGUGGCCCUCGCGCAGACCCCCACAUCCAUGCAGCCUGGCGACUUUAUUAUCACGUUGUCAAGCUGCGCGAUAUGCUUGACGAUGAGGACUUUCGGACCCGCAUGCGCUUGCUGCACAGUGCUCCCUACGAGAUGCUCGAUGUUCGUGGUUCCGUGUUGCGCUGGCGAAAGCUCAAGGAAGACGCCAAACGAUGGAACAACGCCGAUGGGCCAGGUUCCCUGAAACGAAUCGGCGAUGAAGCGAGGCGGCAGGAGCAGGAAGAGGGGGACUUGUAUGCUUCGGACGAAGAUGUUCAGCUGCAGCGAAAGGAAGAUGCAUAUGUCUCUGGAGAUGAAGACGACAAUGUGGGGGAUGUCGACAUGGGUGGAAGAAAGACAGCUCGGGCUGCCCCUCGUCGUGCUAUCCCUUUGGAUCCUUUGGACUCGACGAAGGGCUCGGACGAUAAAGGACUCUCACGCGCCACCCGCUCCAGGGGAAAGAGGCCAAGAACAGAAGCCCCCGAAAUAGACAAGGCGCAUCCAAAAAAGAAACCCUACUUAAACGGUCGCCUCACAUCUCAGGAUGUAAAACGGCUUCCUCCUCUAGAACGAGAGAAGUAUCUCAUGUCGCUGCCUGGAUUGUCUAAAUCUAGGACAAGAUGUGAGAGGUGUGAGGAAUUCAAUCUGACAUGCUUUUUCCCCGCUGUUACAAGUGCGAAUCCGAAUCCGGCCUGUAUCCAGUGUCGGUCGAGGUGCAGAGGUUGUUCAGCCAGGAAAGCAGGGUCAUCGUCUGCCGCGCCAUCCUCUUCGACUUCAUCGCAAGCGCAAUCACGAGCGGACACUCCUGAAUCCGAAGUAGAACUUGAAGAAGGUCAGACUGCGUCCUCAAGCGGAGUGAAGGACGCUUUUUGAUUUUAUACUAAUGUGCUGCCCGUGAAGAUGGUAUGGUGAC
Messenger RNA from Desarmillaria tabescens, 1085 nucleotides. RefSeq lists its product as uncharacterized. Lineage: Eukaryota; Fungi; Basidiomycota; Agaricomycetes; Agaricales; Physalacriaceae. The record is from RefSeq and is a predicted model, not a curated record. Bases 35 to 1045 code for a protein of 336 amino acids. The transcript has 3 exons.